Messenger RNA from Pipistrellus kuhlii (Kuhl's pipistrelle), 4164 nucleotides. RefSeq names its product zinc finger protein 783 (gene ZNF783). The coding region runs from base 222 to 1964 and encodes 580 amino acids. The transcript has 7 exons. Gene Ontology annotation, biological process: regulation of DNA-templated transcription. The record is from RefSeq and is a predicted model, not a curated record. Lineage: Eukaryota; Metazoa; Chordata; Mammalia; Chiroptera; Vespertilionidae.
AGCGUGCGGUCCUUCGGGCUGCAGGGGGCGCUGUGCGCGCCCACGGGCGCGGCCGCGAGCGCAGCUCUUGUUUAAAGGGCCGGCGGGGCACGUGGCCCGGACGCAGCAGCUCGCGGCCGCCGGGCUGAGGCUCCGAGGCUGGGCGGCUCCCCCGCCUCCGCCGCCGCCAGCGCGCCGGGCCCACGGGCCGCCGAGGGGAGCCGCGAGCGAGGACGGCAGCCAUGGCCGAGGCGGCGCCCGAGCGGGCGUCAGAGAGGGAGAGGCAAACGGGGGAUGAGAGACCUUCGACAACUUCUCCAUCAUCCCCGCAGGCUGCGGAGAACUCCUACCUCUACUCCACGGAGAUCACCCUGUGGACAGUGGUGGCCGCUGUCCAGGCCUUGGAGAAGAAAGUGGACUCCUGCCUGGCCCGCUUGCUGACUCUGGAGGGACGGACGGGGACGGCUGAGAAGAAGCUGGCGGACUUCGAGAAGACGACCUUGGAGUUCGGGAACCAGCUGGAGGGCAAGUGGGCCACGCUGGGGACCCUGCUGCAGGAGUACGGGCUGCUGCAGAAGCGGCAGGAGAACACGGAGAACCUGCUGAGGAACAGGAACUUCUGGAUCCUGCGGCUGCCCCCGGGCAGCAAGGGGGAGGCCCCCCAGGUGCCCGUGACCUUUGACGAUGUGGCCGUGUAUUUUUCCGAGCUGGAGUGGGGCAAGCUGGAUCCUUGGCAGAAGAAUCUGUACAAGCACGUGAUGAGGGGCAACUACGAGAUGCUGGUCUCCCUGGAUUACGCCAUCUCCAAACCAGACAUCCUCACUCGGAUAGAGAGGGGAGAGGAGCCUUGUCUUGAAGCCCUGUGGGGCCAGGAGGAGGGGGAAGAGAGAGAGGCAGCUUGCCCAGGCAGGCCAGACGCUGUUCCAGAGCACAUUCCCAGCCCAGUCAGGUCUGACCAGGAGGGUCCACGUGAAAGGCAGAGCCCCGAGCACCAGAGAGACUCGGGAGCAAGAGUGACUCCACCGGGAACAAGCGCGGGGCCCCCAGCCAGAGCCAGCGUUUUGUCCACAAUUAAACAGGAGGAAGAUUCUUCAGAUGGGGAGUCCCCUAUCUCCCCUCCUAGGAGCAUCCUGCCCAGCGUGGGUCUAGGUGGUGCUGCCGGUCUGGUCAUCAAGACAGAAGCAGAGUCUGAGGACGAGAUGAUGCCGGAGCAGCUCUUCCUGGGGAAGCCCCCCGGCCAGGCCCAGAGCACAGCCCCCCAGGGGCCCAACAGCAGGAACGGGGGUCCCCGCCAGCUUCUUGCCCAGGGAGUGCCCAGGGUACGGGCCGGGGACCCGCAGCCUCGGCCCGCAGGGGCGGCGGGCGAGGUGCCCCGCACCCUCCCUCGCCGGCGGGAGCGGACGUUCCCCUGCCCCGACUGCGGGCAGAGCUUCCGCCUGAAGAUCAACCUGACCAUCCACCAGCGCACCCACGUGGAGGAGCGGCAGCGCCAGGCGCGGGCCAGCUCGCCCAGCGAAUGGGGGGAGGCGCCCUCGGCGCUGGAGCCCGGGGAGGUGGUGGUGUCCGGGCCCGUCAUCCGCUGGCUCCCCGAGGAGCCCCCGGGCCGCCGCGCCCUGGCCGGCCGGGCCUUCGCGGGGCGGCGGCCGGCGGCCAAGCUGUACCACUGCAGCGAGUGCCUGUGCUUCUUCCAGCGCCGCAAGAGCCUGCUGCUGCACCAGCGGCUGCACACGGGCAACGGCCAGGGCUGGCCGGCCUGCCCCUACUGCGGCAAGGCCUUCCGCCGGCCCUCCGACCUCUUCCGCCACCAGCGCAUCCACACCGGCGAGCGGCCCUACCAGUGCCCGCAGUGCGGCCGCGCCUUCAACCGCAACCACCACCUCACCAUCCACAUGCAGACCCACGCGCGCGGCCAGGCCUGCGCCUCGCCCCGCGCCUGCCCCGGGAGCCCGCCGCGGCCCCCGCCCGGCCACGCGGAGGAGGGCUGACCCGGCAGGAGCCCAGGCCCCGGCAGGUGCCUCUCUCCGCCUGUUGGGCCUGAUGCUGGUUCCUAGUUCUGGGAUGGCUUUGGAGAGAUUUUUUUUUUUUUUUCUUAUUCAAAUGGGAAGCAGCAGCCUUCUUGGUGACAGUGUAUGAGGGCGACAGUUGCCUCCAUUUCCUGUUCCUCGGUUGGUCACUCUUCGCUGCCUGUUCUACAUUCCUGAGUUAUAAAGGACCCCCUAAGGCUUAGGGGUGCCGUGUUUUGGGUGGGGGCCUUUGCAGAUUCCGUGGACAGCACGUGGACCAGGGACCACGGUUCUUUCAGUAGCGGUGAUGGGAACAUUGAGGUGCUGGGUGUUGACUGUGCACAGAGGACUGGGGCCUGCUGCACAGGAGAAGCAGCGGAGCAGACAGGAAGCCUGAAGAACAGGCCCUGGAAACUAGGCUUUUCUACUUUGUUACUUUGAAACUUUUUUUCUCCUUACGAAGCUUUUCUGGUGCUUUUGUAAGAGUUGUGUGUGGUUGCCAAGGGGACCACAAGCCUCUGGGGGCCAGGACUGUUCUGCCACCUGCCUGUGUGUGGGGACCAUAGAGCGCAGCCCAGACCAGCCUCGGCGUUGAUGGGACGCUCUGGUUGCUGCCCUGGAAACCAGGUGUCUGCUUGUCGGCCCAGAGUGAUUCCGUUGUUCCUGGCCUUCCUGUAUGGGGGUGAUUGACUUUGGUUAGCGGUAGAGAAGUGGGCACUGAAGCCCAGAGUGGAUGACUUCCCCGGCGUCUCCGUGUUCCAGGCUGUGCAUGCUCCAUGCCCACAGGUCGCCACAAGGGGGAGCCUCAGGAAGAAGCCCAGGAAGCUCCUCCUGAGCAAGAGGUCCAGGUUUGGGUGAGGCUGGUCUGCCGCCUGGGUGGUUUGUCAUGUUAAAGGAGGGAGGCAUGUCUCCGAGAAUGAGGGUCUUCUGCAGAGCUAGACCAGGAGAUCUGGAUGAAUGUGUUCACCACCACCAGCCAGCCUGGUGUUCCUCACUUACCCCAGCGCAGCCUACCUCACCUUAGGGUUGUCAGGGUCGUACUAGAUUAAGAGGCAACCAAAUAGGAAGCCUGAUCGCUUCCUUCCUUUCACGUUCGGGGCUGUGUCUCUCUUCUUUGUUGACCUCCAGCCCAUUCUCUCAGAGUCCACCAGGAAGAGCCUUUAUUUUUGUGAAGUGAGUGGAAGGUCAGGUAGGUGCUGAGCGGGGUGACUUUUUCAUUGGUUAUAUCCCCCGGAGCGCUUUGUGUUUCAGUGAGACAAAUUCUUACCAAAUCAGAGAGUCAAACUGUGAAUGCUCAGGCAUUGGCAUCAGGCUCAUGGAGAAGUCUUAAAUCCUCCUCCUCUGGGUGCUGCCUACGGACCAGCCCUCAGGUUGGGUGAUUUUGAAGCUUGGGCGAUGGGUCCUCAGCUGUUCUGACAGUCUUAUUUGUCUGGCACUAUGUGAAGAGGAUUGCAUCCAGGUGCCUGGGUCCCUGGCUGUGCCCCCUCUGACUGCACAUGAACAGAGUUUGGGGCAGGUGGUAAUAUUGCCAUCAUCUCUGGGGCACGAAUGAGUCUACAAGUCAGUGCCAGCUCAUCCAAGCACCUCUGGGAAAAGAGGUGCCCACUGUUUGUCUAUUCUGGUACCCCUCCGCCCCCUCUGGGGACCCCACAAGUCUGGGCAAGGCUGUCAGCAAGUGCUCAAACGGAAUAUGGUGCCAGUGUAACUGCUCUGAUCUUAACCCUCAGCUGCAAGAGCUGGUCUCAGGUGUUUCCUGGGGAUGCCUAGGGCUAAGAGUUCCGAGGCCCGGUUUGCUAGCUAAAUGUCCUGUGUCAAUACAGGCACUCCUAGAAGCCACACAUGAGCAAUCGCAAGGCACUGAUGUCCCCCUUUCUCUUUCCAAAGCAGUAAACGUGCUGGGCCCCCGUCAAGGCCUUGUGAGUGCUGACACCCAAUAGGUGUUCAAAGAAAGUCCGCGCUUCAAAACGAGUCAGGGGAGCCUGAGUGUGGCAGGAGCAGAUUGGACCUCUGGGACUCCAGAGGCUGGAGCCUGGUGUGGCCUUACACUCACUCCCAGCUCUGGGCCGUGGCCUCCUUGUUUGUAAAACAAAGGAAGGUGGAAUGCUGGUGUUCAAGGACCUGAAGAACUGAUGGUGGCAGUUCCUUGCCUCAGUCUCGAGUCAAUAAAUAUAUUGGACUAAUA